Messenger RNA from Lizanozyma spartinae, 1551 nucleotides. Its product is annotated as flavoprotein. Gene Ontology annotation, biological process: coenzyme A biosynthetic process. Gene Ontology annotation, cellular component: phosphopantothenoylcysteine decarboxylase complex. The record is from RefSeq and is a predicted model, not a curated record. The transcript has a single exon. Gene Ontology annotation, molecular function: FMN binding; phosphopantothenoylcysteine decarboxylase activity. Bases 1 to 1551 code for a protein of 516 amino acids. Lineage: Eukaryota; Fungi; Ascomycota; Pichiomycetes; Serinales; Debaryomycetaceae.
AUGGCACAUCCAGAGGUUGGUUUUACCGCCAGCGGGAUGAAGGCUCCAGUUCCAACAAGCCCGAUACGGAGGUCGCUGAUUUUAGAUCUGCAAACUUCACCGAAGAAGCCACCUCAUCCCAAUACAUCUAGUGCAAGCACUAGACUUAUGGUCCACAAAGAUACCCAUUUGAAGUCAUGCUUGUCGUUGAAUAGUGAUAUUGGAGACAAUACUCCUGGACUUGGAAACCAAAUACAACAUCCUUCAUUCAUAGUUCAUGACGACAUUGUCAGUCCAAAUAAACACGGCCUUUUGGGUUUGAACCUGAAACGUGUAGUUACACCUGCUAAUGACGAAGAAUAUGCUCAUUCACAUCUGGCUUUGGACUCCACAUUGAUGGAGAAUAAUAACAGUUCAGUUUCCAGUUUAAACUCACCACCUUCGUACGCUAAUGAGAAGUCGCCUAAAAUUGGUAUUGAUCCUGUUAUUAUGAGUAGUGAUGGUGCUCCAUCAUCAUCAACUUCUUCACCAGGAACUAAUUACAGCGGUGCUUUGAAAUCCAAUAGUAUUCUUAACUCAUUGGAUAGAAAUAAAAGUCCCAUUAGUUUGAGUGAAAGAUUAGAGGAAGGCUUUCAGAAGUUACAUUUGCUUAUAGGUAUAACAGGAUGUUUGGCUGCUCGUAAAAAUAUGUUUCUUUUAAUUGAAAAAUUAUUUGAACUAUAUACUCAUGAGAAAUUGGAAAUCCAAAUUAUACUUACCGAAACAGCCGAACUUAUCUUGAAAGAGAAGCUUCCUAAAUUUGAAAGUUUAGGAGUAAAAAUCUGGUACUUUGAUGAUAGUAAACAUUAUUAUCAGGCUAGUAAAGCCAAAGCAAAGAAGCAAGAACUUGUAAGAUGUGCAGAUCUGAACCAGAAAGAACCUCCUAAAUUUCUUAGCUCUAGUUUAUUGACUCAGUAUUCUUUAGCCUACAAUUUGCAGAGAUGGACUGAUGUCUUAUUAAUUGCUCCUUUAUCAGCAAACAUGAUGGCUAAAUUGAUAAAUGGACUCAGUGAUGAUCUUCUCACUGAAGUACUUCAUUUAUGGCCAGCUCCAUUACCUCCAUCACAAGGAGUUCCCAGGGUAACUUCUCCCAAAGACAUGACUGUUUUAUCCAAUGACCAGUUACUGCCCAAACCAAUUAUUGCCGCCCUAGCCUUAACUGGAGCAAUGUACGCACAUCCUAUUACCAAAAGGCAGUUAAUUCUUUUACAAGAGACAUAUCCUAAUAUGAGUAUAUUGAAGCCAGUGGAAAAGUAUGUGGAUGUUGAUGGUAAGAUCACUAUGGGAGGAAUGAGAGCAUGGAGAGAAGUUGUUACCUUUGUUAUGCAAAAACUUGGACCACCAGUUGAGAAUGAGGAUGACGAGGAGGACGAAGAAGAAAAUGCGGACAAAGAGGACGAAGAUGACGAUAAUGAAGACGAGAUCAAUAAUUCAAUAGGAGACAAAGAAAUUGAUGAAGAAGCUGAAGGCGAGUAUCAUGAUUAUGAUGAAGAUAUAGAUGAAGAAGAAAGGAAGAAAGCUAAUGGUAAGUAG